AUGCCAAAGUGCGUGAUGUAUGUGUUGCAUACCAGAACGAAAAAGAGCAGCAGAUCCGAGCACUGGCACCAGCCUGUGAAAAGCUGUAUUGCACAAGGGAAAACAAAAGCAGCCCAGCUCCCUCUGCAGUGAGUGACAUCCUAUGGUGUGAUCUGAAACUCUGCUAAAGGAGAGUGCGCUUAGGAAAGGGAAAGUGAAGCUAUUGGUGAGACUCAUUGCACCAGGCUCUUAUGAAAUCAGAUAGAUUAAUAGAAUAUGGUGUUAUAAUGGUUUUGGUUUAUGAUAUGAGAGAGUUCAUGGGAGAGCUAAACAGCCUGUGCUUUAAGAAAACAUCAUCAGAUAGAAGUAUAAGAGCCGCCUGCUUCCUCUCCAACAUCGCAUGCUGGCUGCCUUUGGAUUCCACGCUUGGAACAGUGAGCACCUUCUCCAUGUAAAAAACUCUGAAAUUUGCGGGUCAAAGAUCACCUCACUUCUUGCAGUCGUUGAGUAGUCUGGAAGUGCAAAAUGCACUAAUGGCAAGAGUAGCAGUUUGUGUUUGGGAACAUACUGCUAAGGAAGAACAUGAAUGUUUGAGAAGGAUAUUCCAGGUGAAGAAGAACAACUUGCCAGUGGACUGCUGAGGCAUCUCUAGAGACUUGCAUUGGAAGGAAGAGGGAGUUUUCUGCAAGAAAUGGAAAAGUAUGUCUGAACAACUGAGGCUGGAAAUGGAGAACAUGUCUUGGAGUUCCCUGCACAAGAUUCCUGUUUCCAGUCUCACUGUGUCUGGCUGUCCUUGGAGCACUCAUGCCCGUUGCAGUGAGCAGAAGGGAGCCCUGGUUGGGUGCUGUUCUGAGCAUACAGGGCCACUGGUGUCCCUACAGCAGUAUGGCAGAGCACUGCAUCAGCCUUGCUCACAGCUGGGAGGAGGACAGCCUCACCAGCAGCCCGAGCAGGAGUGAGGAGAAGGGAAGUUUUGUGCUCUUCACACUGCAGGCGAAACGUCUUUGCAUGAACUCUGCUAAAAGGGGAAGGUUAUGGCAAUCUCCUUGAGCAAACUUCAAACUGAACCAUAGAUAUCUGUGACUGGGUCCCUUUAGCAGCAUUUCUUCUGCUGAGUUUGACACAUGAGUUGUAACUAUUGUGACACCUGCACUGGAAGGGGUUAUUAACAUCCUGCAGCAAAGGCAUCACUUCAGCCUAAACAUUUGUGGAAGAAAUAAACUCUACAUGAAAACUGAAUGUAAUUAAGUCUUACAUUCAGGACCCUGAUGAGUGAUACAGAGAGAAAAGUAGAAGAUGGUGAAUUUCACAGAGAAUGCAACUGAGAAGUGCAACAUUAAUCAUGAUAUCCAUGAGACAUUAUCCCCUGUGGUGUACAUAUUUGUGUUUAUAUUAGGCUUGCCAGCUAACUGUCUGUCACUGUACUAUGGGUAUUUACAGAUCAAAGCUAAAAAUGAAUUAGGUAUCUACCUUUGCAAUUUGACUGUAGCAGACCUGCUGUACAUAUUUUCUUUGCCUUUUUGGCUUCAGUAUGCUUUACAGCAUGACAACUGGACUUACGAUGAGCUGCUGUGCAAAAUUUGUGGCAUCAUCCUAUAUGAGAAUAUCUACAUCAGCGUGGGCUUCCUGUGCUGCAUCUCCAUUGACCGCUAUCUGGCCGUAGUGCACCCCUUCCGGUUUCAGCGCUUUCGGACCAUGAAGGCUGCUGCCAUUGUGAGCAUCAUCAUCUGGGCCAAAGAAAUAAUGACAUGCUGCUUUGUGUUCACGCACGGGGAGAUCAGCAUGGAUGCUGAGAGCCACUUGGUGUGCUUUGAGCAUUACCCCAUCAAGAAAUGGGAGCACAAUGUCAAUUACUACCGCUUCUCUGCUGGCUUCCUUUUCCCUUUCUUUCUGCUGGCCUUCUCCUACUGUGGGAUUUUACGAGUUGUCCACAAGAGUCCCGGCACUCAAAAGAAGAAGAAAAUCCAAAUUAAAAGACUGGUUUCAAGCACUGUUUUCAUAUUUUUAGUCUGCUUUGGGCCAUACCACAUCCUACUUGUAGUUCGUAGCUUGUUGGAGAACAACUGCUCAUUUGCUGAGAAAGUAUUUAAUGUUUACCAUAUUUCUCUCUUGUUAACUACUUUUAACUGUGUUGCUGACCCAGUAUUAUACUGUUUUUCCAGUGAAAGCACUUACCAGAACUUUGUCAAGAUGAGAGACUCUUGUCUAACAUGUUUAGGCCGUCUGAGUACUGAGACAAAGGAGUCCUAUCCACUGAACAUUACUGAAACUCCCAACAGAACACAGCAUGAGCAACAACCAGAGUUAUUACAAAUACCACUUGAUGGUGCUGGAAUGAAGGACUGCUUCACAGCUGAUAUAGACAGCCUAUAGCAUUAAUCAAAAAAGGACCUUGAUCCUAAAUCUGCAGCUAUGGCCAUGUUGUGUAUCUGUCUGAAUUAUUCACGUAUUACAGCAGUGUGACCUCGCAAAGGCUUAUGAGCAAUGCUGUACAGUGAAGCUGUUUCUGGAGGUGCUUGGACCCUGGCAAUAGGGAGGAAAGCAUAUGCCAAGUCAGUUCAGUUAUAAUCAUAUAUCUGUUGUUGUCAUGCUACCACUUAAAACCUGUUUGUCUUGAUGACUGCAUUGACUGGAAUAAGCCAGUACCCAUGGUGUGUAGUUCUAGUGAACUCAUCUUUAACUGCUUUCUGUUUUCCUCUGUUGCUUCUUGAGAAAAUAAUUCUCUACAAGCUGUCAUCAUCUAUCGAAAAGGUCAGAGACAGAAAAAAUUUAAUGUCUC
Molecule: messenger RNA, 2758 nt
Organism: Corvus hawaiiensis (hawaiian crow)
Lineage: Eukaryota; Metazoa; Chordata; Aves; Passeriformes; Corvidae
Gene: GPR68
Product: G protein-coupled receptor 68
Exons: 5
Coding region: 1276-2352 (358 amino acids)
Biological process (GO): cellular response to pH; G protein-coupled receptor signaling pathway
Cellular component (GO): membrane
Molecular function (GO): G protein-coupled receptor activity
Source: RefSeq, a predicted model, not a curated record